This is a messenger RNA of Styela clava, 2429 nucleotides long. RefSeq lists its product as uncharacterized. Gene Ontology annotation, molecular function: axon guidance receptor activity. Gene Ontology annotation, cellular component: plasma membrane; axon; neuronal cell body. The record is from RefSeq and is a predicted model, not a curated record. Gene Ontology annotation, biological process: synapse organization; homophilic cell-cell adhesion. Lineage: Eukaryota; Metazoa; Chordata; Ascidiacea; Stolidobranchia; Styelidae.
UUUCAGGUUUGAGUAAGCAUACUAUACUAAUUAGAAAGAAAAUGAUUCGUUUGCUAAAGGGAUUUAUUCUACUGACGGCUUUGAUCUGUUUAUUGAUUUCACAAGGAUGUGAAGCCAAAGGACAUCGAAUCUUACGUCAGUAUGACGCAAGAAUCAUGGACCGACCAGAUGACGUAGCAGGAGUGAAAUGUGGUGAAGAUAUCAAAUUAACAUGCGUUGCCGAGGGGUCACCGUCACCGGAAAUACAGUGGCGUUACUACAAUCAAGAAACAAACGUGGAUGAAGAAGCCAGCAGGGUGGUUGUAAGACAUUCUGGCAGGGAUGGGAGAAUAAAGAUUAAAACUGAGGAGCUCUACGUGGUCCGUAGUACUCUUAUAAUUCGCAACGCAGACUCAGGUGACGAAGGGAUGUAUCAAUGCAGAGCAAGUAAUUACGUGAACCGGAACAACCAUGGAAUCAAUGUCAACCAACAUUGGAGAAUCGAGGAAGUUCCGGUGGGAAAGGUCAUGUGUAAAGGGAAGACAGAAACUGUCAUAACACACACCGAGGUGUACCCUGCUUCUACGUACAACCGUAGCGUGUUCGAUAAGGCAGUAGAGCGUGUUGUUACGUCAACAAGUUCUACGUCAUCAACAACAGAUUUGAAAAAGUUGACGUCACUAAUGACAUCAUCGAGCACUGGUAAACCUCCCUCGUCACAUAAACCCAAGAAAAAUCACCACAAAAUGAAGAGCGAAAAUUCGAAGAAAAGCAUCAGAAAUAUGGUCGAAAAAGGAACACAGAAAACUGUGACAGCGAUACUGAUAGGAAAAGACAAAUCAUUCAAUGAGAGAAUAGAGUCACCAAUACAAGGAUCUGCAUUGGAUCAAAAUGAUGGAGAUGGAAACUCAGGACUCGGCAUAUACAAGCGGCCAUGGAUUCUUGCAAUUCUUCACUUUCCCAUUUCCAUAUGCUUGUUCAUGCUGUCGUCGUGGUAAGGUGACGUAAUGUAUUGCGUCAUAAUAUCCGUGAAAUCUACUGUACAAAACUGUGUACAUGAGUAUGAUAUUUUAUUUUUUCCCAUUGUUGCGUGAUAUGUUUUAUCGUGACGUCAUAACAUAACGUCAUAAGGCAGGUCCAAGUAUCUUUUAUUACAUCAUAGUUAUUUCGUCAAAUGUUUCUGUAACUAUGGCAGUUGUUUUUCGGAUAUACAUUAAGUUGUAUCUUUAUGGCUAUAUAUCAGAGUCCUCUUUUACGAAGUUAAUAGCGAAACGAAAAAGUUGGUUUCCAAUAACUGAUCUGAAAAUGAAAUACGAAACAAGGCUUCCAAGCUGAGGUUCGUUGUUACUGUUCUCUCUACAGUUUUAUUUUACUUAUAACUAUGGUAGCUCAGUGCGCCAAGACCACUAAGAUCACUCUUAUAAGUCAAGGGAUGCUACAUGCAUGCCACAAGGAAAUGACUAAUGCCUGUCCUUAAAAUGCUUCAAACUCCGACUUCGUAUUUGAUGAGUUUUAUUUUCUAUUUAUUUUGAAAUCCAAGGAACGCCUUGUUGCUUUGAAUCACGUGACAAGACUAUUGUUUUUAUAUUUUUUUUCAAUUUUUACUUUCCUAAAUGCGCAAUUCCAAAAUAAGUUUCUUGCCCGCCAAAGUACAGCUACAGUUUCAUAAAGUCUCGACCAGUUGGCUAAGGUGUUUGCAUUCUUGAACAUGGUAAGCUCAAUUUAACAUUGAUUCGAUUUGGUUUUUGAAUGGAAUAUGGAAUACUAAUGAACCUAUGCUAAAAUACACCUUGUAGUACGUUUUUUAGCUAUGUUUAAAUAUUUGAGCUCAAAAAAAAAUGGUUUUUUUGUCGAAGCCCAUUUCCUUUUUAUGGUACAUUCAACAUUGUACUACCAAGUUGAAUUACAUUGUUGAAUUGAAUAUAAAAUAACCAUUAACACACCACUAAAUUCCAUCGAAGCUUUUAAUUUGCAGUGUUACCAACAGAAAACUAGUUUCCUAGAUCCAAAUCCAUCUUACUUAAUCUUUACACUCUGAAUAUUUAAAGAGUCAAAGGUUCAAUUUUCUAAAGUAGUGUUCCUCAGCGAAUCUCUGUUAUUCAAACCUCCCAACGCACCAGCCGUAUUUCUGAUUUUCCUAAAACUUUAUAUGCUGUUGGAAUCACAAUCUUAAUCAAAUUUUCAAACACAAUUCAUUCUAAAUAUCUCGUAAUAAAAACUCAAAUCAAGGCAGCAACUUUUCGCAACGAAAUAGUACCGAAACCGAAUUGAUGUUUCAAAUUAUUUACUUCUCUAAUUGUCGUUCAUUUUCAAUGUUGUAUAAAUUUGUAUAAGUGUGUUAGCUUAGUUUGAAAUGAACAUAAAACUAAAAUAGAAAAAAAGACUGAUGCUCAAAUAUAUGAUCACGUAGCGCCACCUGAUGGCAAUAAUUUUGAUGACGUAAUAGCAAA